Messenger RNA from Schistocerca cancellata (South American locust), 429 nucleotides. RefSeq names its product transcription factor Sox-1-like. The coding region runs from base 1 to 429 and encodes 142 amino acids. The record is from RefSeq and is a predicted model, not a curated record. The transcript has 2 exons. Lineage: Eukaryota; Metazoa; Arthropoda; Insecta; Orthoptera; Acrididae.
AUGGACGACACGGCCGGUGAAGCAAACGCCGGGACGGCCUGGGGCCAUGUUGCUCUUCGUCAGAGAAGGCACCACGAGGGGUGGUGGUCACAUAAUAUCCGACCACCACCACCACCACCACCACCACCACCACCCCCACCACCACCACAGCUUUCUCCGAUGCCCUGCUGUAUAGCCCGACAACAAACAGCUGGUAAGCCCGAAUGCAGACGCGCGGCGGCGGCGGCGGCGGCGGCGGCGGCGGCGGCGGGAUCUGGGGCUGCAGCAGCGCUAGCCGGGCCGGCGCGGUGUCCACGUGGAAUUUAUGCGCGGACACGUGCUAUGCGGUGUCAGCCGAGAGAUUACACUGUCCGACAACUGAUGCCUGCCCACCCCCACCCCUACCCCGCCCCCAUACCGCACCACGGCGGCCCAGACCCGCGUCUGUAA